Molecule: messenger RNA, 1144 nt
Organism: Argentina anserina (silverweed cinquefoil)
Lineage: Eukaryota; Viridiplantae; Streptophyta; Magnoliopsida; Rosales; Rosaceae
Exons: 7
Coding region: 118-855 (245 amino acids)
Source: RefSeq, a predicted model, not a curated record
UUCUAUUAAAAGUCUCUCUCUCUCUCUCUCUCUCUCUCUCUCUCUCUCUCUCUCUCUCGCCUCUUCGUCUUCGUCUUCGUCUUUCUCCGAUUUUUCUCCCAGCUCAAACCGCCGGCCAUGGCGGCGUCUCAGGCCAACAUGGAGAAGAUGCAGGUCCGCCAGAGCUACCGCAACCUCUGGCACUCCGACCUCAUGGGAACUCUGCAGGCCGAUACUCGCUAUUGUUGCUUCGCUGCGUUCUGUGCCCCGUGUGCAUCAUACUUACUCCGGAAAAGAGCUCUUUACAAUGACAUGUCAAGAUAUGUAUGCUGUGCUGGUUAUAUGCCCUGCAGUGGUAGAUGUGGGGAAAGUAAAUGCCCUGAAUUUUGCCUGGCCACUGAGGUGUUUCUGUGCUUUGGGCAGUCAGUGGCUUCAACUCGCUUUAUGUUGCAAGAUGAAUUUAAUAUUCAGACAACACAGUGUGACAAUUGCAUCAUUGGUUUCAUGGUCUGCCUACAACAAGUUGCAUGUAUUUUCUCCAUAGUUGCUAUGCUCGUUGGAAGUGAGGAAAUCUCACAGGCGUCUCAGAUAUUGAACUGUUUGUCCGACUUGGUGUACUGCACUGUGUGUGCAUGUAUGCAAACACAACACAAGAUUGAAAUGGACAAGCGUGAUGGCAUGUUUGGACCCCAGCCCAUGGCAGUGCCCCAGUUUCAGCAGAUGUCUCGCUUUGAUCAACAAAUUCCUCCCAAUGUUGGCUAUCCCCCUCAACCUCAACCAGCAUACGGGCAACCCUAUGGGUAUCCACCUCCUCAGCAUGCUCAAGGCUAUCCUCCAGCUGGAUAUCCUCCACCUGGUUAUCCAGGUUCUAAGUGAUUUGGCUCUGUUAUACAUUCAUUUGCAAUCUUUCCAGACUUCUAUUCAGCGUGUCAGUUUGCAAGUAUCGUUAGCGUGAAGUACCAACUUGUGUAUGUUUCAACCCUGGCACUUUUCUAAAAUUUUACUUGCAAGAGAUUUGACGGAUACAGGAAUGGAUGACCAAUGUGUCUGAAAUCAUGCGAAACAUAACAAAUAUAUUGAUGUGAUCACUUUUCAUUUUUUUUUCGAACAUAAAUGGUUGUUUAUAUGGAUUAUGGAAUUGUAGUACUUGGUAUUAUUUCUUGUA